Bemisia tabaci is the source of this 1525-nucleotide messenger RNA. Its product is annotated as protein singles bar. The record is from RefSeq and is a predicted model, not a curated record. NCBI's taxonomy places the organism in Eukaryota, Metazoa, Arthropoda, Insecta, Hemiptera, Aleyrodidae.
CUCUUUUGAUGUCCAUUCCGUAUAGUAAACAUGGUUGCUCUUUCAAAGGAGCAUUUUACUGAGGGACGUGCACGCGUAGGAUCUUGCGUAAAAGCAUACGCGGCGUAUAUUUUUAGAAGAAUCUUUUAAGAACGUGUAACCAGUGUAAAGAUUCCACUUCCAGCCACUCAUACAGAGUUUUUUUUAUUUUCUUUUUUUUUUCUCUUUUUUUUACAGGCUAGGGUUGUGGUGUGUGUAAAGUAGAUACUUCGAUAUUUUCUUUGUUGUUUUUGAAGUUUUCCGUGAACUUAUACCUAGUUAUAAACAGCAGUUUUUUUUAGUUCGCAUGAAUCAGUCAUCGAUGAUGCUUCCUUAUGUGGAUAUUCAAAGAUGACCUACCGCCGUUCCUGGAGGUUGCAUUUCCGGGAAUAUCCCAGUCGAGCCCAUCGGCCUGGCUGAGUCCCCCGGGAGCUAAAAAUGAGUGGGCAAUUGCGCUCCCUCUCCUCCAAUCUCCGUGCUGAUACCAAGCUCCCAGACAUCAGUGCUUCAGAGUUUAAUCAUGCUUUUUGCCGGCUCUUAUCAUCCCAACUCACUUGUGCUUCGCUUUAGGAUACUCAGUUACGUAACAGCAAGAGUGAUUUGAAAUUCAAGAAAAAUGAAGACCGUUACAAUUUUGAUUGCCGUCUUACCGCAAAUUCUCACGGCGUUGGAUUUCAGUGCUCCGAAACUUCCAAAAGUCAAUGAAAAAGUUCUGGCAAUUUUCAAACACAUUGAGGACGCCGUCCAGGGUGAUGACGGCCGCGAGGAAAGAGCAGUCACCGGCAAAAAUGAAACAAACCCGCACAUGCUAGAAAACGGAACGAUACUGAACGGACCCCUCAGUUAUAACGAGCUUGUGACCAAUCAGUGCAUAAAGCUAUACGACAGUUGUCUGGAGGCUUCGUUCUUGCACUUGAGCAAGAGCAACACGACGAAGAGCGAAACGUCCAGGUUUUCGAAAUUGGCGUCCAAGAUCACCGCCGUGAUGCUAUCAUUCUUCGACUCGGAUCUUUGGAAAGAAGCCAUCGUGACCGGCGCGUCGCAUAUCGUGGCAGACCGAUGUCAUGCCAUCAAGUUGGAGUGUUUCAUUAAGACAGGCUUCCUCUCCAAACUUGCCGACGAGGUGGAUCCGGGAUUUCCGGGAGCGGCCAAACUGGUGGAAAUGGCCGCGCGAGCCGUUAAGUUCCUGACGAAAUUGCCUGGAAUACUGGAAAGCGAAGAAUUUCUCGCGAGUUUUAUGGGGGAAGCCGUGAAAAUGUUUUCCCCUCGAAAACUCCGCGAGAGAUUCGUCUGAUUGAUUUUAGGUGGCAGAACCGCGAAUUUCUAUCACUGAAAAAAAAGGAUGCUGACUUAACAUUCUGAUGUAAAAAAAAAAGUGUGCGACGACUCACGAAACGCCACUGAGCUCUUCCAGAAUUAGAGUUAGUUAUGAUGAAGGAUUGUUGUAAAUAAUGUUGUCUGGUGGUGAUACUUGUAAAUACAUUUAUAUUUCACAUUUUGACUUUUA